GCGAUAGUUUGUAUUGAAACGGAAACAAUUACGUCUACAUGGCAGUAACAUAGACAAAAAAUGGAUGAUAUUUGGACAUUAAUUUUGCUCUCGUUAGCCAUGCUAAUUGGCUGCUAUUUGUCAGGGAUGAUUCCACUGGCAAUAAACUUUUCUGAGGACAAGCUAAAGCUGGUGACAGUGCUGGGGGCUGGGUUACUUGUGGGGACUGCCCUGGCUGUCAUUAUCCCAGAAGGAAUACAUGCAAUGUCCAUGGCUACGGAACAGGAGCACAUGGAACACAAGGCAGUGAGCCACCCGCACAAGGAGCCAGCAGGUGUUGGGACGGAGACUGAGCAUGACCAUGACCAUGAUCAUGCCAUGCUGGAUGACCACUCUCUCAUCGGAGUCACCCUUGUGUCUGGAUUCAUCUUUAUGCUCCUUAUCGACCAAAUUGGCGGGGGUGGCCAUCAUAUACACGCACCAACAGACACCGAGGUGGGAGGAGUACCAACCCUGGGUCAACAGAAUCGGCACAAGAUCACCGCCACACUUGGCCUCGUUGUUCACGCUGCUGCUGAUGGUAUAGCGAUGGGGGCUGCAGUGUCCAUGUCCACAGCCCAUCUUACCCUCAUUGUGUUUGUCGCCAUCAUGCUGCACAAGGCCCCUGCCGCAUUUGGUCUUGUCUCCUUCCUGCUCCAUGAAGGGUUUGAUAGACCAAGGAUCCGGCGACACCUGCUCAUUUUUGCCGCAGCUGCUCCUAUUGGUGCCAUUGUGACUUACAUGUGCUUGAAUCAGAAAAGUCUGGCAUCUUUAAAUGACAUGCACACCACGGGAAUAGCCAUGUUGUUUAGUGCGGGCACAUUCCUAUACGUGGCCACAGUCCAUGUUUUACCUGAAAUCGCAAAUCGACAGACAAAACAGACGUUACAGGAUGGUUCGAUUGUUAUACAUGAACAUAAAGGAUUUACAAAACUAGAUCUGGUUGCGUUAGUGACUGGCGCGGUAGUUCCCGUCAUUUUAAGUAUAGGUCAUAAACACUGAGGCCAAGUUUGAUGCUCAUAAUUGUUAAUAUAUAUAUAUAUAAGUUAUGUUUUGCAUUUAAUAGGAAUAAUUUUAAAUACUUACAUGAAGUAAAGCAGUCCCAUGAUUCUUAACAGGAAAUGCCCUUAAAAAUGAACCUCAUCUAGCAAAAAUAGAUCUUACAGCUAAUUACCAGUCUAGCAUUUACAGUAUCCCAAAUAUGUUUUACUCAAAUCAUCAGAAGUUAUGAUUACAGUACCCAUGACCAUUAGUGAAUGUCCACAUUUGAACCCAAAUUGGUAUCAUCCAACAAAGCAGACGUAAUAGGAUCACUGAGAUGUGAUAUAAAAACAAAGAGGAUAUACGCGCCAUGGUUGGUGAUUUCUAUUUCAGACCCAGAAAACUAUGUUGUCAUGUUUUUGCUUGUUAGGGUUCUAAGAGCUAUUUCCGUUUGUCUUGUACUUAUUAAGAUAGAUUUUGUGUUGAGUAUAUAUAAUUGUAGUCAUUAUGUCAGAAAUGUAGUCUAAAAAAUAAGCAGAAGCCAACUUUAUGUUGAUAGUAAUGACCAAUUACAGUCAUGUUUUCCACACAGUUUUUUUGUUUUUAAUAUUUCGACUCUGUGUGUGUCUUUCAUUGAACAACUAUUUUGCAGACUGUAAUCAGGCUUUUUGGAUUGGAAAUGCUCAUGCCUAUAAUUAUAUCAGACAGGUUUAUCAAAUGAGGGUGGUAGAUAUUAUAUUCUCUAUCACAUCAGGGUGGUAGGAAUUAUAAUGGCCAGCACAUGAGGGUGGUAGAUAAUAUAUUUUACUAGAUCAUUGUCAUCAAAUGUAAUUUGUGGAAGACCUUAAUCAUGUCUCAUUCUAUAAGAAAUAAUGUGUCAAUCUUCUGUGUUUUGAACUUAGUACAAUGUCCUAUGUUUAACAAUCAGAUGGUUGUUCUGGAUGCUUGCUCUAUAUGUAACUUGUUCAGUUGGUAAAUAUAGAUACUUGUUAUUCUGGCAAGGGUCGGAUGGGGGUAUUCGAAAAUGCUAGGUGCUAUUUCCUUCAAUAGUAGAGCACAAAAGGAACUAGAUCCCUUCUAGGAUUCUUGUUAUAAUGACUCCUAGAUCCUUUAUCACAGAAAAACCCAAUUUCAAAUUGACAGCAGCCAGUGAUUUCGCCGAGAAUUGAUGUGCCUUCACAAUGUAGAUAAAAUAUAAAAAUUGAAUAUAUAUUAUGAACGUGUAUAAAUAAUAUAAAUAUUUGUUCAAUGCAUUUUCUUAUUAUGUUUUGAACUUGAAAUCAUAUAAAAAAGUAUACAGAAGAAAAAACAACAAAAAAACACACACUUUCAUUUGUAUAUUACAUGGUCCCACUCAUGUUUUGAUUAAUAGGGUAAUGGUAGAUUUACAUGUUAAUUUUGCCUAAGGUAUUGGUAGAUUUACAUGUUAAUUUUACCUAAGGUAAUGGUACAUUUAUGUGUUUAUUUUACCUCCUAACUUGCCAAUUGUUUUGUGCUAUUUUAUUUAAUGUGAAUUUGUCACUAUAAAUAAAAAGAAAAAUAUAUUUGUGGGCAUUUUUUAUAGAGUCUGUCAUACCUUAAAGGUCCAGUUUUAAGCCUUCUUUAAGUGAUAAUUAGCCAAUGAACAAUACACAGGAAAUUUGGCAUCCUGUUAAGACACCUGGCCCCAAUAUCAAAAAUACUUAAGUCAAAUCUCUAUCUCAAUAUCAACUCAUUUUACACCAUAACCUCAAAUUGGGAAAAAAUCUUUAAAAAAAUAUGUUUUUACACUUUUCAAAUUCUCUCAUAGAAUAGAAUGUUGAUAUUUGACAGCAAAAAAUGUAAUAAGUACAACUUCUUUUUUUUAGAAAUUACUUAAGUACAAUUUUUGCUCUAAGAUUAGUUUUCAUUAAAAUACUGACAACAGGUUUUUAUCAACACAUUCUAUGUGAAAAUAAGUUUUUAAAAAAAUUAAUAGUAAAAGAAAAUAAACUUUUUCAAUCUUAUUAUUCUUUUAUGCUGUCAAAUGAGUUCAGAUUUUAUUUGAGAUUUGACUUGAGUAUUUUCGGGAUAUUGGGGUCAAUAAACAGGGGAUACUUUUCUAGGGAAUAGCAAGAAAAAAAUAUAUGUUCCUUUUAAUAUAGUUUAAGACUAGGCUUUAAACAUGAUAUUCUUGUAAAUCAUAAUUCUAACAAAUUGCAUUUUGAAUUGUAAUUUGUAGGUGAAAUGAAUAUUUUAAAUCGGUCAUAUAUAAUAUCAUACUUACAGACAUAUAUUUAUUGUUGUAUCUCAUCAAAUAAUAAUUAUUUCUGUGCUACAUAAAUUACCAUGUCAUGUAAAUCCAAUUACAUUCCUUGUUCCUGGAACCAUAAGGCUAGGGGUCUAUCAACUUCAGCUGGUCAGGCCCAGUGCACCUGGGCGACCACUUUAAAUUGAUCAUUUUUCCAAAUUAUGUUUUGUCCAAUAGGUUGGAAGUAAUUUUCAAAUCUGACCUACUAUUUUUUGGUAAAUCAGCAGUCAGUCAUUAUUAAUUGUAAUCAGGUGAAUUGGUAGAUUUCAACAGAGGCUGGGUCAGUAGACAAAAUAUAAUCUCAAACACUAAGCUGGUUGAAGGGUUGAUAGUGUGCAUUAACAAAUAAGUAGGCUGAGUGUCUGCGACAUCCAAGCCCGAUUGUUUUGGUAAAUGCAUACUUUUAAUCUUUAACAAUUACUAAAUGAAUAUGAGCAAACAUUAACCAUUUUAAUAUUCAAAAUUAUAUUUUGUCUACUGGUCCAGUCUGUGUUUUAAUAUAUGAAAGUAGAUGCAUUAGAUAUAUUAAAGUAGUAUUUGUUAGUAGAUAUAAUAAAGUAGUAUUUGUUAAUGCACACUAUCAACUCUUCAAGUCAGUCAAGGCUGACUGCUGAUUUAUAAACAGAAAUGUGAGGCAGAUUUGAAAAUACUGCCAGCCCACAAAGUAUACCAUAAUUUCGAACAUAAAAUGAUAUUUUUGUAUGCAUAGUCAAGUUUGUAGUGUUGUUUUAGUUAUAUAUAAUAACAGAAAUCUGAGUGGAUAAACUUGUCAGUUCAAACCACUUUUGUGUCUUGAAUAUUUAUGUUUUCUUCAAAAGAUCUCAACAAUAUUUUUUCAUUCUUUUGUAACACUAUCAAAAAAAAUUUCCUUCGUAGAUAAUUAGAAAAGGCUUCUUAAUAUUUGUUUGGUAAAAAUAACAUUUGUCUAGUCUUUUAAGAAAUUAAAAUAAGUUCAAGUAUCUGUUGUAUUUAAAGAAUUUCAUUUGUAUACCGUAAAUGACUUAUAUUUGACUGAAAGUUUAUAAUUGUUUUGUUUUUCUGUUCUUGAACAGUAGUUUAGUAUUUCUCUUGUGAUGUGUAUUUAAUUUCAACUAGUGUUAGUACCAUCACAUUGCAAAAAAAAUACAUAAAGGUUAAUAAUGUUUCAUUUUAUUAUCCUUUAAAAUAAUUAAUAAAUGAACUUCACAUAGCUGUAGAAAUAAUCAGUUUCUACUUUUUAAGACAAUCUUUCUCAUUAUGUUAACAUACUUUGCAGAAUUAGAAAGGUCAUUUUAAGGUCAUGUGUAUUAUUCUUAUUAAGCACUGUGCAUUUAAUGUAAUAAUUAUUAUUUAUUGUUUCUUCACUAAACCAUUUAUUAAACUUUAAGCCACGCGUAUAUCCCGGCUCACAUCUGUAGUAUAUAAUAAUAUACAAUGUAUGAUACUAUCUGGUUCUGUGUUUAAAAUUGUUUAUAUUCCUGGAUAAUAUGCUUAGAAUCUGUGUAUGGAAGGUGUUGUUUUUAUAAAAGAGGGAAAACUUGGUAUGUGUCUGUACUAUGUACUAUGUAUUGUUGCUUCAGCUCCCUAAUUCUUUACCAUAUGUUUGAGGGUGUUUUCACUUUUCUGUAACUUACCUUUUCACUAACUGCUCAUAAUAUACUAGUAGAUCAUUUCUGUACAGACUGUUUCUCUAACUGUCUUCCCAGUUAGUGUACAUGGCUGUCCUUGUUUUCAUUUUUGUGUUUAUUGCUGUAUCAUUUCUAAGUGACUCCAUUAAUUUUGAGAAAAAUAAUAAGUGAUAUGUGAGACGGGUCAGUUUAUGUGUAGGUUUUAACCUUGUUACAUAUAUAAGCUUGUAAUGACGUAAAAAACUUUAAAAUGAUGUAUCAUAUGAUUAUACAGUAAUAAUAAAAGUGAUACCAAUACAAACCAUUACCACUCCAAAACCAUACCACUACAAACUGUUACCACUCAUAAGUUGUACCAAUUCAAACUCGUACCACUCCAAAAUCAUACCACUACAAACUGUUACCACUCCAAAUUGAUACCAAUUCAAACUUGAACCACUCCAAAGUUGAACCAAUUCAAACUUGAACCACUCCAAAGUUGAACCAAUUCAAACUUGUACCACUCCAAAGUUGAACCAAUUCAAACUUGUACCACUCCAAAGUUGAACCAAUUCAAACUUGUACCACUCCAAAGUUGAACCAAUUUAAACUUGUACCACUCCAAAGUUGAACCAAUUCAAACUUGUACCACUCCAAAGUUGUACCAAUUCAAACUCGUACCAAUCGAAAGUCAAACCAAUUCAAACUUGUACCACUCCAAAGUUUUACCAAUUCAAACUUGUACCACUCCAAAGUCAUACCACUUCAAACUGUUACCACUCUGAAGUCGUACCAAUUCAAACCCCUCCACUCUGAAGUUGUACCAAUUCAAACUUGUACCACUCUGAAGUUGUACCAAUUCAAACUUGUACCACUCAAAAGUCAUACCACUAAAAACUGUUACCACUCUGAAGUUGUACCAAUUCAAACCCCUCUACUCUGAAGUUGUACCAGUUCAAACUGGUACCACUCCAAAAUCAUACCACUACAAACUGUUACCACUCUGAAGUUGUACCAAUUCAAACCCCUCCACUUUGAAGUCGUACCAAUUCAAACUCCUCCACUCUGAAGUCGUACCAAUUCAAACCCCUCCACUCUGAAAUUGUACCGAUUCAAACUCCUCCACUCUGAAGUCGUACCAAUUCAAACUCCUCCACUCUGAAGUGGUACCAAUUUAAACUCAUCUACUCUGAAGUUGUACCAAUUCAAACCCCUCCACUCUGAAGUCGUACCAGAAGUCGUACCGAUUCAAACUCCUCCACUCUGAAGUCGUACCAAUUCAAACUCCUCCACUCUGAAGUCGUACCGAUUCAAACUCCUCCACUCUGAAGUCGUACCAAUUCAAACCCCUCCACUCUGAAGUCGUACCAAUUCAAACUCCUCCACUCUGAAGUCGUACCAAUUCAAACCCCUCCACUCUGAAGUCGUACCACCAAUUCAAACUCCUCUACUCUGAUGU
This is a messenger RNA of Mya arenaria, 6313 nucleotides long. RefSeq names its product zinc transporter ZIP9-A-like. The transcript has 7 exons. The record is from RefSeq and is a predicted model, not a curated record. Lineage: Eukaryota; Metazoa; Mollusca; Bivalvia; Myida; Myidae. Bases 61 to 1020 code for a protein of 319 amino acids. Gene Ontology annotation, molecular function: metal ion transmembrane transporter activity. Gene Ontology annotation, cellular component: membrane. Gene Ontology annotation, biological process: transmembrane transport; zinc ion transport.